Messenger RNA from Colletotrichum orchidophilum, 6744 nucleotides. RefSeq names its product Mus7/MMS22 family protein. The coding region runs from base 1 to 6744 and encodes 2247 amino acids. NCBI's taxonomy places the organism in Eukaryota, Fungi, Ascomycota, Sordariomycetes, Glomerellales, Glomerellaceae. The transcript is spliced from 6 exons. The record is from RefSeq and is a predicted model, not a curated record. Gene Ontology annotation, cellular component: Cul8-RING ubiquitin ligase complex; nucleus. Gene Ontology annotation, biological process: replication fork processing; double-strand break repair via homologous recombination.
AUGGCAAACUGGAAAGAACUGGGUGAGGUCCCAGACUCGGACGACGAACUCGACUUCGAUAGCCAGGAUCUUGAGUCGCUACCGAACCCCGAACUACCUUCGAAACGCACUGCCAAUAUUUCGCAAACGAAGGACGCUCGAGAAAGCAUUUGGGACGUUCCCGAAUCGUCACAAAUUAGCCCAGGAGCCGCGACUGCGAAGCAUGGAGCAACAACCCCCCGCCAUGAGGUGUUUGCGCCUGUCGACGAGGAGCCGCCCUCCUCGCCGCUGUCAUCAGUAUCGGAUAUGGACGAGCUGGACAAUUCCUUUAACUUGGAAUUCGACGACCCUGACCCCGAAGUAGUCGCACCUACUACGAAGACGAGGAGUGUGUACCUUCCCAACGACCGCGAUGACUCUCCCGAUCCCCUGGCUGGAGAUGACAGCGUUUCGACGAGCUAUGUCAAAAUCACUGCUCCUGAAACCGAGUUCCCCGUCGAGAACAACAUCGAAAGCCUUCCGCCUCCCAUAAGGUCUCCGGCAGGCUCUCCGCAACUGAGCCAACAAAGCCGACAGAGGCGGUUGGCUGCUCAGCUCUUUGCUAGUUCGAGUCCGGAGGCAGAGGUGGCAGCCCCAAUCGCGCAGUCCCAUAUUGGUAAUAUUGCGCCCCCGAGGCCCUUAUUCACCUCUUCAGCAACCUCCCCCGUUGCCUCUCUAGCGCCGAGCCAGUUGAAGGAACGGCAGAAGUCGGCGGCCGCUCAUCGGGUACCAAGCUCGAGCAGGGACGCGGAGGUUGCUAGACAAGUCGCUGUGCGGUAUGAACGCUCGUUCAGACCGAGGAAACCAAUUCAGGAACAUCCAUAUCUUAUAGAGAAUGCUCAGUACAGCAAGGCUCUCAAGUCGCAUGGCAUCCGGCCGAUCAGAAUACCCACAGAACCAGCCCCAAGACGACAAAGGCCGGAGGAAGAUUCUCAAGAGCAAGACUUUGAGGAUAACAGCCAAGGAACCACUACUGAUGCGCCGAACGAGACCAUAGACGAGAGCCACUUCAAUGGCCUGGAGGGGUUGCCGAGCUCCGGUCCUCAGCCGGUGUCGUCUCUUUCUGCGUCGCCCCUCCGAACGUCAUCCCCCAAGCACCGUGGGGGGCCGAGCAGUCAACCAAGUCAAGGAGAUACGGACAAUACUAGCUUCUCCGACAUCGAUGAUUUGCCCUCGCUUGAUAAGAUCCAUCGCGACUUGUUGGCAAACCGAUCUACCAAGAAGCGCAAACGUGGAAAAGGCAGUGUGGCCAGGGUUAGAGAGACGGAGGCGGUGGUUCCAGAUACACUUUCGCCCUCGCGUCCGCAAUUUCAGCAGUAUGAUGAGAUUUACGGUAUACUGUCUUCACCGUCCUCGUCACCGGAAGUGCAGUCUGCCGCCGACAAUCAAGGAGUUGAUCCUGAGUCAUUGCUUUUAGAGAGCAAUAUCGAAACAGAAUUUGUGGAGGACGAUGAUCAGCCUAUCGUGGACGGCAAUUUGCUGUCCCCUCUUAUGUCUGAAAGGCAUGGUUCAGUUGACGCAGAGCCGCCGGUGUUCGACCUGACAAUGGCGGGCACUUCUGAUGCAGAAGCAGAAGAAGCAGAAGAUGGCUUUCGAGAUGAAGACGCGCAGAGCAAUUCUGGAGGGGAGUCAGAGGGCCAGAAUGACAGCGGUGAGGAGGCCGGCGCGGUGAUUGCCAAGAGGAUGCGAGGUGUUCUUCCAGCAUCUUGGCUUAGACUCGAUCAACAAGCAAAUCGUCCCAAACCGGCUCAAUACCAACGUACCGAAGAAUCUCCCGAGAAGUUGCCAAGACGAGGCGUAGCGGUCCGACGGAUUGGUCGUUCGGCAUCAUCUAAGGCAUCAGCGCUCAUUUUCGAUGAUUCGGACGAUGACAUGACAUCGGCACCGACGCCCACACGCCCUUCUCACAAUCUCCAGACAGGUUUGCCUUUCGAGAGAUCCGAGGUGAUGGAACGAAUCGACGAUGAUGAUAGCGGCUCCGUCGUUGAAGAUGAUCAGGUCGAUCACAUGCUUCCAAGCAGAAAACGCCAAUUCACUCUCAAAGUCUUUCAACAACCCGCCAAAAGACAGAAGAAGAACGACCGGACACCACACACCCAUCCCAAAAAACGUGGGCGACCCCCCAAAGGUGGAAAUCGAUCUUCUGGACUUUCGCGCCUUGAUUCUUUUGCCAAAAAUCUCAAAUCCGGUUCGAGCAGUACUCGACCUGUAGCUCGAGUAUCCCCUCCAAGGUUGAGCAUUUUGGAUGUCAUCGAGCCAGAUGCGCCGAAGUUUCUGAAGAUUGCAGCUCGUACAGCUCAGAACAAACGACAUUUGGGCCGAUCCAACCCCGCAAACAAAAGCAUACGCCUAGCUACGCGGAAGGACAAUGUAGAUGCCGGCAGAGUGCUACAAGAGUGGACAGGAGGCAAAAUUCGACCUCGACUAGGAUUACAGACCAAGAAUCAAACCAAGCCCACUGGGACAAUUGGAAGGCGUCCACUCACUCAACUGCCAUUCAACGUCUUCUCUCGCGGUGAUGUGUCCUCUCCCAAGGCCCUUAGCGCCAUACAGCCGGACCAACUUCACCGUGAAGGCUCAACGCCUUCAACACCUUUGCCAGACGCGCGCUCCAGGGCAAGACCGAUGUCUAGAAGCACUUCGAUCACGAGUCAGCACACACGGGAUGCCACCAACCGACCGGCGCAGCUUGAAGCCGACUUGACCGAACAACCGGGUAGAAUCGGUUUUCAGGCGAAGAAGCGAGCACUCGACGCUCUCUUUAAGCGUGGCCACUCGCAGUCGUUGUCAUCGAGAAGUGCGCAUCUGGACUCUUUUCUCGACGAUGCAUCUUCAGUCGUUUCAUUGCACAGCCUUGCUACUAGAGCCUCUCCUGAACCUUCAGUAACCAAGAAGCCCCUAUUGAAGCGUCCGAGGAAGCCCGCUCAGCCUAUUCGUAUUGAUGUUGCUGCAGCCCAAUUUCGACAUGCGGAUGACCCCUUACCUACUAUAGAGUUGGUUACACCUGUAGAAACGCCCAAGACCUUGUCCAACGACAAUCAGCUUCUUGGCCUCGGUCCUUUCGGCACACACUAUACACAGCACUUUGACAUUUUCCCCUUGGAUCGCGGGGUCUUCUUUCACGAGACAACACUCAUCGGCAGUGGCAAGAUCAGUUCAGCAGUAUACGAUCAGUUUCCAGAGAAGCUGUGGAAUCAUCGCCCUAGGAUUUCCUUCAGUCUGGGUGAAUUGGUACUUCGCUGGGACUCGUGGAACGAACAAGUCUCUUCCGAAUUCGGUAUUGUAAUGGACGGGAUCCUCGAUCACAUCCUCAAGCCUUCCCUGUCUGUGGGAAUUGCACCCAAUGCGAAAGAAGCGGCAAGGUUCGUUCUAGACUAUGUACAAAAAGCGAUGAGCUUCACCAACGAUGCCAGUGCUGGCUCCUUCAUCGCACGGGUUUCUGACGUGGUGAAGUCUUUCUUGACGCGCCUGGACUCUGAAAAUGUCAUCGACUUGCCGAAACGUCGGGAACUUGCCGACAUAAUGUCAAACGUAUUUGUUGUCGUCUCCUACGCAGUUCGUCUCUGUCAAAAAAGCCCUUCGCUCAUGACAGAGAGCUUUGCUAUGGAGGCACUCCUCAAAAAAACUGCGGAAGCACUGGUCCGAUUGCUACUCGACAUUGGCCUGGACGAUGUCACACAAUUAUACGAUGAUCUUCAGACUCUAGGAUACCGUGAGCGUGGUAUUCGCUGCGACAAGAUCGUAGCACAUGCUUGGGUGCUCCUGAUGAAGGUCCUGGAAUUUCUGCGGAUUCCUAAAAUGACCUUUUGGGACGUCACGUACUCGUGCAUAAUACAACCAAGCGUCAUUCGUGGAAUGGAUUCCCAAGAGUUCGAGAACCUUUGGAACAAAAUGUUCACGCUCUUGCCAUUGUGCGAGUUUGAUGACACUGGUGUUAUCAUUGCCGACAGGAGGCACCUGAUUCCUUUGGAAGGGUGGCAUUUACCCCAGCAAGUCCUCAAACGAGUUUUCCAACUAUACAGCGACAACCCCCGUCAGUCGCCCAGCUUCAACGACUACUGCCGUGCACUAGUGUCAAGAUGUCACUAUCUGGUAGAUCAAUGGGGCUGGCAAAAAUGCAGCGGUAUCAUCGGCACCAUCUUCGACUUUUUUGGGUCGCAGAACUUGUCUCAUCUGCGCAAUGAAGAAGCUUUCCGCUCAGCUCGUUUCCUAGACAACCUUCACCUUGACCCGUCCCUUCAUGUCGAGCCUGAAGAUAGGUGUUUUCACAUAUUUCUCAAACUUGUGGCACUAGCCAUCAAGAAGUUGAGGCAGAGAGGGUCAGUCAACGACAUCCGGAACUUGGUUACUCGCACACUGCCAAACCACGACCGGCAAUAUUCCAAAGAACAGAACGUCCAUCAACAUGACUUAGCAGCUCUCAGGAACCACCACGAUCUUUUGUGCACUCUGUUCUGGGCAGCACCAGCUGAUCUUCGUCCGGGCAUCCACAACCUGGAGAAGCUGGUGAUACCUGCUAGCUCUCACAAGGAAGCCUGUCUGAUCAACUUGCGGGCCUGGAAUCAAUUAGCAAGGUUUGUUGUACACGACGAGUCUGCUGCAUCAUUCAAUCCGUUGGCGAGCUGGCAGGCCAAUGUGUUCAAGCAGCUUUUGGAUCAGUACAACUCGGCCGCAGCAGAUAUCCAACAGCAGUUCUUGGCACUGUCCAAGGAUGAUAGCAACAACGUCAGCGAAGACCUCAUGAACUCCAUUGUGGCCACAAAUAAAGCUGCUACCAUGGAGAUCAUGCUUUUCUCAGUCAAAUCUUCGAUGGAGGUUGUGCAACAUGCACGUAGUCUGGAGCUGGCAAGACUUGCUUCUAGCCCUUACCAACUACAGCAAGUCUUCCAGCAUUUCUCUACAUUGCCAGCAGACUUCCCAUCCACACUCCUACAAGCCUCUUUAACUACACUGGAACGUCUUCUGGGCCGGAUUGAAUCUGUCUUCAACGAAGCCGAUGAUAGCCAAGACAGUAUGGCUUCUCGAACUUUGGAAUCAGAGGAUGCUAUUCUUAUGCUGGACCGCGAAUUGGCCACUGGGUUUCUUUCAGCAGCACGCUGCCUCCUGUUAAAUCAAUCGCGUGGUAAACAUGGCGCCUCAAGUGUACCAAAAUUUUGCGUUGAGCAAUCUGUCGUUGUCUCUGGGACGAUGAUAGGUCUCUUCGUCCGUUGUGGAAUGAUGGCACUUUCGCAGGUCUUUAAAGCGACCAAGUAUGGUCUGUUUGGAAAGGAUUCAAACAAGCUCGACUGGGAACAACGCCAAUAUCUUCCACUCUUCCUCUCUAUCGUUGCGCAGAAGGGAGCAACGGUCAACCUGGAGGAUAUUGGAGCAAGUCUCUUGCUGUUGUGGCUCUCAAUCAUCGUACAGCCAAGCCACUGCCUGAGAUUUGAGAACCAAUUCGGACAGCAGCUACAGCGACAGGGCUAUCAUUUCAUCCCGGACAAAGCAGGUCUCGUCGUCAACCCAGGCUACUUGGCCAAUCGUGAAUUCUUCGAAUACGCGAUAUCCUGGAUGCGAACAUCUCUGCAUACAGCUGACGCUGCAUCCAAGAAGAACGUGCGCUCUGAGUUCGAGAGAGUGCUCAAUGCCAUCAUGAACCAGAUGCGGACCGAUGUUCAGAUCAUGGCCGCUGAUUUAUCAGAGCAUCCGAGCUAUGUCAAGUUCGUCCGCAGCAUCGUCUCUCUCAUCAAGGCCCACGGACCAGACAUCUGUCCCGUACAGAAGUUCUUCUUGGAAGUGAGCAAGGAGUAUUCUCCGCCCAUGCAGGACCCGCAGCUACAGGCAGCGUUGAUCCAGUCAUACGGAUUCAAGCUUGCGGAAGGCGACCCUAGAGUCCCAAGUACUCUCUUCCACUUCUUGCUCAACAACUUCAAGGGGGCUCUUCAGCGUGGUCGACUGCCGCAUGAAGUCAUCCUAUUGAAAGGGGCUCUGCAGAAUGAUGCCAUCAAGUCGUUCAUCCUCGGCAAGAUGCUUCCAGCAGUGCUUCAUGCCACUUUAACCAACGUCGAGGCCUACGCGAUGCUUGACGUUCUAUGCGAUGCCCUUGGAUUGGCAAUAAACUUGCCACCGAUUGCUCGUCAACUCAGCGAAGACAAUCUUGAGUGUAUUGUUACCUUAGUCACAACCACGUUAGCUUGGGCAUCUGCCCUAGGAGGGAGCAUGCUUAGUGCAGAGCAUGUUCAUGCGCUCAGACGAAUCACUUGGCUCCUCAACGCUUUUCAACCGUCUCUCGAAGCGUUCUCGCUAAUGGCUAUAGAACCUCGAGGCUGGGACAACGUCAUGGCUAUGUUGCAUUGGUUCAGCCAGCUCGCCGAAGGUGCACAAGAGUAUCUUGAAAACCAAGAAACCCCAUUCAUAGCAGCCUCGGGGCUGUUCCGCCGAUUGAGAACUCUCGAUAAGACCUUCAGGAUCCAGGACACCACGGUUCUGACCUGGUCUGAGCAUAUAGGGAACGACAUAACCAGGAAUUGGGUCACGACGGGGCCGUUGUUAACGGUGUCAGCACAUAACCGAGGCACGCCUUCGACGCAGUCUGGGCAUGGUUCAUUACGACCUAACUGGGACAUGCACGAAUUGAUGACGAGCCUGCUUGAUCAAAUGCGGAAUUGGCACGAGUGGUGGAUGAGGGUGAAGGCGUCGCCUGCUGAUUAUGAGGAGGUCGAUUUUUGGGAGGACAUCAUAUUCUGA